This is a messenger RNA of Colletotrichum costaricense, 222 nucleotides long. RefSeq lists its product as uncharacterized. NCBI's taxonomy places the organism in Eukaryota, Fungi, Ascomycota, Sordariomycetes, Glomerellales, Glomerellaceae. The coding region runs from base 1 to 222 and encodes 73 amino acids. The transcript is spliced from 2 exons. The record is from RefSeq and is a predicted model, not a curated record.
AUGUCAAAGACUCCAUACAGGCACGGUGUACGGAAGCACUACUCUGUACCCGAGGGUGAGCAAGCCGACGCGACCAAUGGUAGGGCCUCAAGCCUCCCGGUGAUAGUCGAUAUCAUCGUCGUUGCGCAAGAUUUGAUCUCGCCAACCGCGUCUUCCCGCCCUGGAACGCUCCGCAUCCGCCAUCAUGUGUCGAGAACUGGUCGAUUGGCCCGGGCCCGGUGA